This is a messenger RNA of Saccoglossus kowalevskii, 1429 nucleotides long. RefSeq lists its product as uncharacterized. Lineage: Eukaryota; Metazoa; Hemichordata; Enteropneusta; Harrimaniidae. The record is from RefSeq and is a predicted model, not a curated record.
ACUCAUAGCGGGGGAGAGAACAGUUUAUAACAGUUUAGUAAGCUUGUACAAAGUGAAGACGACGCUGCGUAGAAUGAUUGCUUGGUAAUUGAAAACAUGUGAAAACUACAAAUGCUGCCAUUUUCAUUCCACCAUGCCGCUAAUCACCAGGUGUCUAUGUUGGGACGAUCUGCGAAGCGGUGCCCAGGCAACAGCUAUAUAUACAGUGGUAUUCUCUCUGAUUGGCAUCUUCAUAUUUAUUUACUAUCUGAGUUUCUAUGGCAGUAAAAUGGAAGAUGAUUCCACGGCAGCCAUAAUAUAUAAGCUGUGGUUUGUCAUGGUGUUUGUUUACGCUCUAGUGUUCAUUGUGGCGGUCAUUCUCAUGGUUGGUGUACAAAACGAUCAGAAGAAUUUACUGUUACCUUAUCUAUUUUACAUGGUAUUUUACAUGUUUGCUGACGCUGGUGUCAAUGCAUACGUUUAUAUUGUAGGGGGAUCAACCAGUAUCAAUGUGUUCAAUCUUUCAUUAUGUGUUGUACGUGAAGCAAUAACAUUCUGGUGUGAAUUGUGUAUCUUUUCAUUAUAUCAACUAUUAAUAUCAGCAGAGAAUGCGAGAGCGAAAGAUGCAAUGUCUCGCGAAUGUCAGGUUUCGACGAUCACCCUCAACGACAAACUUUGUGUAUCUCCAGAAAAAUUACCUGACACCGGUCAGAGGGGGCGCUCGUACAAUCAACAGAAAAAUUGCAAGUUCAAUUCGGGGCCAAACCAAAACGACGUGUUUGAUGAAUUAUUCCGCCCGAGAAGUGCAUUAUCUGCCCGUGAUGUUCGACUGUUGUCAACCCCAACGCCGUCUCCAUCAUUGCAGUUUGACUUUGGCUCUACGGGGUCGAUGAGAAGCGGUGUCGAGGGUCAAGAACAACUCGAGCCUCCCGUAACACCUGACACAAAAUCUCGUCGAAAAUAUGAUAUUGGUCAGUCGGCGAGAAACUCAAAACAGGUGAAUGUUGAAGUUCACCAAGGACAUUACAGGGAAUUGGACACUGUUGGCUUACUUGAGAUGGAGGAGUUUUCAGACGAGACCAGUUAUGGGGGUACAGUUUUUUCAUCCGAUUCUGAUCAAUCUAGUACAAAUGAAGACCUCGCCGAUUUGAAAAGAACAAUGGACGCGUUGACCCAGAGAAUGCGACUUGUAAGCUGUGGUGCUCGAGGGGUCACUAAGUCAAUCGAAAAUAUUGCUAAGGAACAACAAAUCUUGCAGGGGGAGAUUUAUGAACUGAGGGACACAAGAGGACGUAUUGUGACGCCGUACAAAGCUGGAGAACGUGGACGGAUACGAGACUCUGAAACCUUAAACGAAGGAAUUGUUAGUAAUGUCUAUAUGGGUCGUACUUCAACGCCGACCAACGGCAGGAGAAUCAAUUGGGAAGAAAUGUGGAGCUCAAAACUAUGA